This is a messenger RNA of Gopherus flavomarginatus (Mexican gopher tortoise), 3042 nucleotides long. RefSeq names its product influenza virus NS1A binding protein (gene IVNS1ABP). Bases 1 to 1929 code for a protein of 642 amino acids. Gene Ontology annotation, molecular function: protein binding. The transcript has 13 exons. The record is from RefSeq and is a predicted model, not a curated record. Lineage: Eukaryota; Metazoa; Chordata; Testudines; Testudinidae.
AUGAUUCCUAAUGGAUAUUUGAUGUUUGAAGAUGAAAACUUCAUAGAGUCAUCUGUUGCCAAAUUAAAUGCCUUGCGUAAAAGUGGUCAGUUCUGUGAUGUUCGGCUUCAGGUAUGUGGACAUGAGACGUUGGCACAUAGAGCAGUCCUAGCUUGCUGCAGUCCCUACCUGUUCGAAAUCUUCAACAGUGAUAGUGAUUCUCAUGGAGUUUCUCAUGUUAAAUUUGAUGAUCUCAAUCCACAAGCUGUUGAAGUCUUACUAAAUUAUGCCUACACUGCUCAGUUGAAAGCUGAUAAAGAGCUAGUAAAAGAUGUAUACUCAGCAGCAAAGAAGCUGAAGAUGGAGAGAGUCAAGCAGGUUUGUGGUGAUUAUUUGCUCUCUAAGAUGGACAUUCAGAGCUGCAUCUCUUAUCGGAACUUUGCAAGUUGUAUGGGAGACUCACGUUUGUUGAACAAGAUUGAUGGUUACAUUCAGGAACAUUUGUUGCAGAUUUCAGAACAAGAGGAAUUUCUCAAGCUUCCACGGUUAAAGCUUGAAGUAAUGCUUGAAGACAAUGUUGGCUUGCCUAGCAAUGGCAAAUUAUACACAAAGGUAAUCAACUGGGUGCAGCGCAGCAUCUGGGAAAAUGGAGGCAGUCUGGAAGCUCUAAUGGAAGAGGUUCAAACGUUGUACUACUCAGCUGAUCACAAGCUGCUUGAUGGAAAUCUACUAGAUGGACAGGCUGAGGUGUAUGGCAGUGAUGAUGACCACAUUCAGUUUGUGCAGAAAAAGCAACCACGUGAGAACGAUCACAAGCAGAUAAGUAGCAGUUCCUCUGGAAGCCUUUCUUCUCCAAAUGCUACUGUACAGAGUCCUAAACAUGAAUGGAAAAUCAUUGCUUCUGAAAAGACUUCAAGUAAUACCUACCUGUGUCUUGCCGUUUUGGAUGGUGUGUUCUGUGUGAUUUUUCUUCAUGGACGUAACAGCCCUCAGAGCUCUCCAACUAGUACUCCACGACUGCUGAAGAGCAGGAGUUUUGAGAUUCAACCAGAUAACCUUAUAGAAAAGCCCCUGUCUCCAAUGCAGUAUGCUCGAUCUGGGUUGGGAACAGCAGAACUUAAUGGCAAGCUAAUAGCUGCAGGUGGCUAUAACAGAGAGGAAUGUCUGCGCACGGUAGAAUGCUAUGAUCCACGAAAGGACCGCUGGACUUUUAUUGCACCUAUGAGAACACCAAGAGCCCGAUUCCAGAUGGCAGUUCUAAUGGGACAGCUGUAUGUUGUAGGUGGGUCAAAUGGUCACUCCGAUGACUUGAGUUGUGGGGAAAUGUAUGAUCCAGAAAUAGAUGACUGGACUCCUGUUCCAGAACUGAGAACCAGUCGUUGCAAUGCAGGAGUAUGUGCUUUGAAUGGUAAGCUGUACGUUGUUGGUGGCUCAGAUCCUUAUGGCCGGAAGGGAUUGAAAAAUUGUGAUGUGUUUGAUCCUAUCACAAAAUCUUGGACAAGCUGUGCUCCACUUAACAUUCGUAGACAUCAGUCUGCAGUAUGUGAGCUAAGUGGAUAUUUGUAUAUAAUUGGAGGAGCAGAAUCCUGGAAUUGUCUGAACAGUGUAGAGCGUUACAAUUCAGAGAAUGACACCUGGACUCUGAUUGCACCUAUGAAUGUGGCUAGGCGUGGAGCUGGAGUGGCUGUUCAUGAUGGAAAACUCUUUGUUGGUGGAGGCUUUGAUGGUUCUCGUGCUGUCAGUUGUGUGGAGAUGUAUGACCCUGCUAAAAAUGAAUGGAAGAUGAUGGGAAACAUGACUACUCCAAGAAGCAAUGCUGGUAUUGCAGCUGUGGCAAACACCAUUUAUGCAGUUGGAGGAUUUGAUGGCAAUGAAUUCCUGAAUACAGUUGAAAUCUACAACCCAGAGUCAAAUGAAUGGAGCCCAUAUACAAAAACCUACAAAUUUUAACCACUUUAAGUGCCCCAGGCAAACUAACAGGCUUAGUGAUGUAAUUGUGUUUUUAGUAGACGUAUGUGUCAGGGUUGGGAGGGUAUAGAAGUUGCCAACAGCAACACAAAGCUUUUGCAUAUUGCAUACUAUUAAUGUGCUGUAUAUACUUUUUUUAAGAAAGAUGAAGGGUGUUUUGUGUAUUUUGGGAUUUUGUUACUUAGAUUUUGGAAAUUGAUAAUAUUGUAAGAGAAACUAAGAACUGUUUGGGCAUAUCAUUUCAAGAGCUUCCCCCAAUGUUUGUUUUGCCAAUUUGCACAUUUUUUUCCCCCUUAGAAUGUGUGUUUGGGGCAGGAAGAAUAGGGUUUUUGGUUAUAGGCAGUUGGUUUUUCACGCUCUCUUUCGGCCCCCCAGUAACUGGAACAGUCUGUAACAAGAAGCCUUAUUUAACACAUACAAUGCUUUUUUUAUUAUUAAAGUUGACAUGCCUGCCACUACUUAAUCUUUUAUGAUUGCCUUUUUAUAACUUUUUAUAUACUCAGCAGCAUAGUACCUGUUGAAAGUGGCAGAUAGUAGUUAUUGAGGCAGACAAUACCUUAGUGUUCCUAGAGAUGGGGUGGGAUAUUUAAUUUACCACUGUACAUAAGCAUCUAAGCUUUUGCCUCUGCUACACUAUUGUACUUUAGUAUGCAACACUGAUCAUUAAAUUUGAAUGGAGUUUCUGAACAUAACUGACUUAUUUAAAAUCAUUUUAGCUCCAAAUAUUUUGACACCUGUCAGAGGUGCUUCCUGUAGCGCAGUUUUGUUACCAAGGUUGAGCUAAUAUUUGUAAAACAUGAUGUAUUCAUGUUUAGAAUAUUACCAGUGGUGAUGAAAACAUUUCUUAAAAUGGUAUUUAUUUUUCUAAUAGUGCAAGCUGACAAAUGUGCUAGAAUAUGAACUGUACUUAAUUUGUUCCAUAAGUGCUUGGUAUUAUGUUUUGAUUCAUUUUCUCUAUUCAUAUGUAAUGUUGGCUGGGAUGACUUGGUGUCUAAUGUGUAGUGCUGCACAUCUAACUUCCUUGGUGCCAGACUUAGCACUUAAUGCUUGCUGCUGAUGCAAACACAUUAAAAAGGUACCUUUCAGGAAAUAGGA